Molecule: messenger RNA, 4830 nt
Organism: Lethenteron reissneri (Far Eastern brook lamprey)
Lineage: Eukaryota; Metazoa; Chordata; Hyperoartia; Petromyzontiformes; Petromyzontidae
Product: myosin-14-like
Biological process (GO): actin filament organization; epithelial cell morphogenesis; bicellular tight junction assembly
Cellular component (GO): bicellular tight junction; adherens junction; actin filament
Molecular function (GO): actin filament binding
Source: RefSeq, a predicted model, not a curated record
UCAGGGUGGAGCAAGACAUCUCAACGCGAGAAAGCGAGGGAGGGAGAGAGAGACAGGGAGACGCCCACAGUCUGCCGUCUGUCACCGACUCCAAGGCUCCAUCACCGACUCUCUGCAUAGCUCCGCCAAAGCUUCACCAAGGUUCCAACCAAAGUUCCAAGGGAAGCCGCUUCUCGCAUUCGUCGUCGUCUCUCGUUCCGAGGAUGAGCGCCGCUUCGCCUCGGAGUCGGCACGGCUCCAUCAGGAGCCAGGGCCGGAGCUGCCUCGACAUCGUCCGCAGUCUGCACCCGGGCCGCGGCUCGCUUCGGGGCCAGUCCCCGGCUCCCUCCUGCUCGCCCUGCAGCCCCAUCACCCCGCCCGACGUGUGGGGCACCCCGCCCUCCGGCCCGUCGCCCACGCCGCCCGGAGCCCCCCCGCAUCGCCAGGGUCCCUGGGGCCCCGUCGUGCCCGCCAGGGGGUCCGCUGCUCCCUCCCCCGCGCCAUCCCCCGUCCCCUCUCAUGGCCGCCCUGCUGUGAUAUCGCCCCCCCUCUUCUUCCACUCGCGCUCAGCUGCCCCCUCCCCUGCCCCCUCCCACUCGUGCUCAGCUGCCCCCUCCCCUGCCCCCUCCCACUCGCGCUCAGCUGCCCCCUCCCCUGCCCCCUCCCACUCGCGCUCAGCUGCCCCCUCCCCUGGCCCGUUCCACUCGCGCUCAGCUGCCCCGUCUCCCACGCCGCUGUCGGCUCCGUCUCCCCGAGUGUGGAUCCAGCGCCGCCACUCCAUAGCGGAAGGGAGGCUGUCAUCCAAGCUGAGGGAUGAGAGGGGUCUCUCGGGCGUCGUCAACGGGGCCCCCUCUGGGGGGCGCCGCUCAGUGACCCCCCUGCAGCAGGGCGCUGCCACCCGGAACGGGGGUCCCACCGCGGUGCCCGCCUCCGGCCGGCGGGGCUCCUCCGCCAACCCGCAGCUCCUCAAGUACCUGAUGCAGGGCGAGAGCGUGCGGGACGGGCUCGCCAGGGGGGGCCGGGCCGACGGUGGGGGCUGGGAUGGGGGCCCCCCCGGCCACGCGGAGGCGCCGGGGGAGGAGGCGACACUCCCUGAGCUCUUGCAGAAGGGGUUCGACGAGACCCUGGUGAUCCUGAAGCAGGCAGAGCUGCCCGAGUCGCGCGCGCGCCGCUUCCGCGCCUCUCUGCAGCAGGCGGCGGCGGCGAUCCGCGACGCCCUGCGGGAAGCCAGCUCCCUGCAGCAGCAGCAGCGGCAGCGGCACGCACCCGACACCCGGCAGAGGUCAGAGGAGAUCGCGGAGAAGAUGGAACGGCUGCUGCUUGGCCUGGUGCUCGUGCAGAACGAGAUCCUGGUCACCAAGGCCUACCUGGGUCCCGAGUCUCCGAGUCGGCGUGCUGUCGAGAUGAACGGAGAACGCGGCCAAAUUUUUGUCGAGCCAGAGUCACCGAGCAAGAGGAACUCGCAGCGCUGCGGGAGCUGCGAGCGCGUCUCUGCCGAGUUGCGAGCAGCACUGGAACGGGAAGGGCGACGCGGGGCGGAGGUCGUCGCAACUCGAGACGCGGAGAUGACCACGCAGCUCGCCGCGCUCGACCGGCUGCGGCUCACGAAUGACGCCGCGCGCUCGAGCGCCGUCGAGGCGGAGCUGCGCGCCGAGGUGCGCAUCCUGCGGGAGACGGCGCGCCGGGCCCAGGUGGCCCGCGACGCGGCGCUGGGGGCCUCGCGCCGCGCCGAGUCGGAGCUGGAGGCGGCGCGGGGCGCGCGCGACGCGGCGCGCCGGGCCGAGGCGGAGCGCCGGAGCGCGCGGGACGCCGAGGCGGAGGCGGUGGCCGCGAGGGUGGCGCGCCUCUGCGAUCGGGCCGACGAGCUGGACCGGGCGCUGUCGAAGCAAGCCGAGAGCGUCAUGGGCAGGUUCUGGUGUGAGACCUUCACCAUCACGAGGAGGGAGGAGGAGAACGGAGUGGACGACGAGAAUGAGGAUGAUGCCUUUUCCCAGGACAGCCGAGACCACCUCUCCCGUCUAUCACAGCUGGAGUCGUCCCUGGAGCGAUCGCACGCGCUGUUCAGCGCCGUGCUCUUGCGCCUGGAGGACACCAUCAUCCACUCGCAGGGCGAAUGCCAGAAAGCCGAGCGGCGCAAGGCGGAGCUGCAGGAGCAGCUGAGGAGCACGGGCGAGCAGAUGGAGCAGUACUCGGAGAUGGUGCUCGCUCUCUACACGGAGAACCAGCACCUCGAGAAGUCGCGGUGCGCGUCGCAGGCCACGCUGCGCGGGCUGCGUGCAGCGCUGGCGGAGCUGGGCUCGGGGCGGGCGCAGCACGAGCAGCUGCUGCAGCAGCGCGACGAGGAGGCGGCGAGGCUGCGCCGGCACAACGAGGCGCUGCAGCUCGAGCUGGUGGCGAGUAGAGGCUCCGGGGAGCGUGCCGCCCGCGUCUGCGUCGACGACCUGAAGCAGAAGUUCGAGCGUCUCCUGGCCCAGGCGCGCGACGACCACGACUCCGAGAUCGACGGUCUCAAGAAGCGCCUGGGUGAGUACCAGCUGGAGGCCGGGCGGCUGGGCGAGCUGUACAGCGGCCUGCAGGAGCAGACGGGGCGCGAGCGCGAGCAGCUCGGGGAGAGCAAGACCCUGCUGGAGACUCUCAAAACGCAAAACAUGGAGCUGAAUCAGAAGCUGAGUCCAUUGACAAGAAAGGAGUCAAUCACACGGACCAUCACAACCACUAAGCUGGAGGCGCGGUAUCCGAUCCUGCAGCUGCUCCCGCGCUACGAGGGGGAAGGAGCCCCCCCGACGCGCUCGGUGCAAACCGUGGUGCUGGAGCGUGAGGGGCAGCGGCAGUUCAAGAUCCGAAGUGUGAAUUCGGAGGACGCGGCCGACCUGGACAUCGACCUGGUGUAGCCGCGGCCCCCACGGGGACCCGGCAAGGGGACGGGGGGACAAGGGCGCGGGUUGUUUGGGGACCAAGGCAACGCGAGACCCCCUGUGCCUUGAUAUGACCCCCCCCCCCCUCCCUUACCACCACUUCGUGUUGAUGUUCCGUGCGGCAUCGAGUGAGAGACGGGGAUUGAGGGGAUAGAGGGGGGACGGGGAGGGGACCCGAUGGGGGGUUAUAGGGAGGUAUAGCCGAAGUGUGUGCGUGUCACAGUGAUGGAUGGUGCGUGUAUCAAAGAGGGGAGCGGUGGCAUAGUGAUUAGCGCACCACGCUCUGAACUCGACGGCCCGAGUUCGAUUCCCCGCUCAUGGCCACCAGUGACGAUUAUUUGAACCGGUCCUGGGCCUCCCCGAGAUCGAUGUGUCAACAUCACCACUGGGGAGACAAAGACGGUCGGGGGAGGUGCUGGCCACCCCCUCGUGUGCCGUGCCGGCUUUCGUAGGUGCUCAGUAAAAGCACUUGCCCCAGCGGUCUGUAAAGGCUACACGGGGGAUAUUUGUCUUGGUAUUAUUUUUUUUACGUCAAAGAGAUAGAGACGGUGCGUGUGUAUGUUGCGACUACUUGAGUGCCAACACCCAGUUUUAUGUAAAACCGGAUAUCGGGCCCUCUCCUAGGUCGACUCAGCCUGAAAUGAAUGUCCGGUGCUGGGGAGACGAGCAAAGAGGGCGAAGUUGGCUGCUGACCACGCGGGCCAUCAAUAGGCGCUCGCUAACGGCGGCCGCUGCGAGUGUGUAACGCGAGGCUGGGGGGGGGGGGUGUCCUGACAGGUGUGCGCUUGACACGGGUAAAGUAGACGCGGUGCCUCGUGCCUCUGCUUGCAAGAGAAUAAGUUUGCCCCCCGGGUGCAAUCCUGGGCGAAUUCCCGAGCGAGGCGGAGGUCGCAUCGCGACAGAGUUCAAAGGAAGAAAUACAAAGAUUCCCGGGUAGCUUUCACAGACCGUUGAGGCAAGUGAUGGUAGCGUGCACGUAUGAAGGCCGGGAGGGCACACGAGGGGGUGGAUAGCCAGCGUGGACCACGCCCGGCCUUUAAAAAGAACACACACCCAUACAUACAAAGACAAAGAUCCCCCAUAUAGUCUUUAACAGACUGUUGGAGCAAGUGCUGUUAGCAAGGACUUAACAACACACAGACAACCAUCACACUCACUCUCAACCACGCACACGAUCUCGACCACUCAUAGGCACACAACCACACUAUACACGGACACAGUUACAGUCAUCCAUACACACACAAUCACACACAAUCACACACAAGCACGCACACGCUUAACCACACACUCAACCACACACCAAACAGUACGCAACCGCGAACACUGAAAAUUGUUCAUAUGUAAAAAUAAAAAAUCACGUGUCCACGUUUUCUUUUCAUGCACAGUGCACAGGUGCAUGAGCACGUGUUCAUCCAGAAGUGGAUAGAGAAUGGCUGAUGAUCGAUAAAUAUACAUGCUGAUGAUGAUAUAUUAUGAUGACUUAUGAUGAUGAUGAUGCUUUGGCAUCGCUCCUAUCAGCUUUGCCAACGGCUCUCCCACGCUCUUUGUAAUCUCUCUGUAUGUAUUUAUUUGAUUGCAAUUGUAUCGAUAGAUUCGACUUGAUCGACGGGUGGCACGGGCUGGCUAAUUGGCGCUGCGGCGCGAGCUUCACUCAUUGCGAGGGGGGGGCGCACGUGGAGGGAUGGGGUCCACAUGAGUUCCCAAUCACCAGGGCGGCCCUCCCGUGAGCACGGGAGUCACGAACUCGGCUCUCCGCGUCGGAGCUUGCUACUGGGGCUUUUCACUGCUGCAAGUAGACAUUGUAGAAUGUACUGACUGCUCUUCAUACUAGAUUUUUUUUUAAGUUUGGCUGGCUGGCGAGCGGGAUGGAGGGACUGACGGUCAAGUCCAAAGUGACGUACGCUUUGCUCGUAGAAAUAAAAAAAAUGAUUAUCGG